Molecule: messenger RNA, 1950 nt
Organism: Lodderomyces pseudojiufengensis
Lineage: Eukaryota; Fungi; Ascomycota; Pichiomycetes; Serinales; Debaryomycetaceae
Exons: 1
Coding region: 1-1950 (649 amino acids)
Biological process (GO): maintenance of protein localization in endoplasmic reticulum
Cellular component (GO): endoplasmic reticulum membrane
Source: RefSeq, a predicted model, not a curated record
AUGGGUAAAAAACUAAAUGGUAAGAAAAAGCCUAGUACAAAAGGUGAUGGGAUUGGCUUAAAUAAUAGAAAUAAUCAAAAAUUUACAGUAACAACCAAAUCAGCAUUAAAACCGAAAUUGAAAAAGUCUUAUUCGAAUAGUUCUAAUGAGUCAAAUAUAAAACAAAUACCCCAGCAUGAGCCUCAAGAUGAGCCUGUUAGACAAAGAUCUAACACAGUUUUGAGUUAUUUAUUUAGUCAUAUAUCAGCUGGUAAUAGUCAACAAAAAAAUGGUUUUUCAUUAUACAAAUUGUUGUUAUUGGAACUCAAUCUACCGUCUUUUAGUGCAAAUGACGAGUACCUGUCUUUGGAAAAGAAAUCUUUUGUUGAUGCAACCGACGCAAAUUUGACAAAUCAAUCUUAUGAAGAACUUAUAAAUAUGAUGAGAAUACCUUAUUACUUAGAAAAAUAUAUGUUUUUCGGAUUAUUAAUAUGCUUUAAUUCCUUUUUAACUUUAUUUACUUUGGUACCAUUGAAAAUUUUGACAGUUUCAUCAAUAUCAUUUGUCAAUUAUGUUAGAAAACCUCAUAUGAAAUUUGUAAUACUAAAUGGAUUAAAUUCAAUUAGAAAAGAUAUUAUAAGUUUGAGUCUAAUCAUAAUUUCAUUAACUUGUCUUGUUUUUGGGAAUUUAGACAUUUCGAAGAUGUAUCAUGAUGUUAGAGGUCAAGCUGAUAUUAAAUUAUAUGUUAUGUUUGGAGUUUUAGAAGUUGCAGAAAAAUUAUGUUCAUCAAUAGGACAAGACCUAUUAAAUAUUUUGUUUCAAAUUCAAAUCACGAACAACAAGUAUGAAAAUUUCAGAUUUUUAUUAUUUUAUAUCAUUUCCACCAUGUAUUUGAUCUUUCAUUCUUAUAUUUUAAUUUAUCAAGCAGUUUCAUUAAAUGUUGCAGCCAAUUCUUAUUCCAAUGCUUUAUUAACUUUAUUAUUAUCAAAUCAAUUUUCAGAAUUAAAAAGUUCAGUUUUUAAAAAAUUAGAUAGAGAAGGAUUAUUUCAAAUUACAAUGGCAGAUUUAUCAGAAAGAUUUCAAUUAUUAAUGAUGUUAUCAAUAAUUGCUAUAAGAAAUUUAUUUCAAUUACAAUCUGUUAAUGGUUUAAUUCCUACAAGUUGGGAGAAAUGGAAUAUUUGGAUUGGUGCAAUAUUUGGUCCUGGAGUAGUAGUUAUUGGUUCAGAAAUCUUUGUUGAUUGGUUAAAACAUUGUUUUAUUUCAAAAUUUAAUAAAAUUAAUUAUAAAAUCUAUAAAAAAUUUCUUUAUGUUUCAUGCUUAGAUUUUUUACAAGUGUUUAAAAUUAAUUCAAAAAAUGAUAAUAGUGUUUCAAGUCAUGAAUUUUCAGAUUAUAUUAUUUUGACUAGAAGAAUUGGAUUACCUUUAUUGGCUGCUGCCGUUUGCUUUUUGCGGAUGACUAUAAAGAAUUUCGAGUAUGUGUUCGUUAUUCAAAACUCCGUCAUUAAUAGUAUUUGUUUGAUAUUGGUCACUUUUUUAACUUUAAUAUUCCUAAGAAUUAUACUUGUUUUGAUUAUUUUUAAAAUAGCAAAAAGAUCAGUUUCAAAACAUAAAAAAUAUGAAAAAGAUCUUAAAAAUAAAUAUUAUGAAAAUUCAAAUUCAAAUUCAAAUUCAAUGGAUAUACCCAAUGAAUCAUUAUCAACUCCAAUAACAACACCACCUCAUGAAUUAUCUACAUCAUCAUUAGAUUUAAAUUUUUUACCUGGUUCACCAAAUACUCAAACAUCAACAAUAAAUCCAAGUACAAGAAUUCAUCUAUAUGAUUUUUUUGAAAAAAUUCCACCAACUCCAGAAAUUCAAAGAAAUGAAAAAUUAAUUAAUAAAAAAAAAUCAAAUACAAAAUUAAUUGAUGAUGAUGAAAAUGAUUUAUCUAGUGUUAUGAGAUAUGAAAUGUCAAGUAAACGAAUUUGGUAA